AAGGGGCAAAUGGGGAAAAGAGGGAGGUGAGAACGGAAGAAAUGGCAGAGGACUGCUUUAAAAUGCAUGAGGGCUGUGUGCUCGCAAAACAUUGAGCUGAACGUCACUCGUGUCACGCUGCGCUGCAAGAAUACAGAUGCCUGGGCUGCUGUCAGUCAAUCAAUCACAGAGGCUUCAGAGGGCUCCCUGUAUUCACCUGCAUGAAUGCUUCAGAAGGCAGUAUAUAGAGAUGCCAUUGUGCGAGCGUGUGUGAGUGUUUAUAUGCAAUAAUGUUUUGUUGGAGACAUUUUUUAUUUAUUUUUUUCCUACACUCCACGCGCUCGUUAUAUUCACACUGAGAUGCAUCUGUGUGUGUGUGUGUGUGUGUGUGUGUGUGUGCGCGCAGCCCUCUGUUGUUCAAGACAAAGUGUUUGUGUGUGUACGUGUCUGUCACUCGGGCUAUGACUGAAUACAUGUUGGUGCCCAGAGCCAGAGAAACUCGGUGAUGAAUGAGCUCCCAUUUUCCAGCUCCUGCGAGGACAACCAGAGCGAAAGCAAAAUGGAUGGGUGACAUUAAGUCAACACCCGGCCAACGCUGCUCCUUCGCGGUAUUCCUCUUCGGAGCUGAAUUCACAGGCAAAGACUAAUAAAGAAUCUAAUUAUUACAGCUGAAAUUUAAACUGACCUUCAUCCGCCAUCGUCCCCACAGGCAACACACUGAUUGAAAUGUUCAUUUUAGAAAUGAAGGAAGGAAAAAAGAUGAUGUUUUAUACACAGUUUAAUGGACUUGCAUGCUUCUUUUUCCUCCGCAGAGCACACUGAGCAGAUUCUAAUAAUGGAUCUGAGGAAGAGUCAGUCAUCCUGAGAGGCUCUCCAUUGACAAGAUGGGGAAGACAUUUAUUUGAACUUAACGGAGCAGAAACUUCUCUGAACAUCAUCCACACUAAAGGCUUCAAAAGCACCUGAUGACUGCUAAUGAGUCCCUUGAUCUACACAGCCCCACCACUUCAUUAGCGUCUAAAGUGCUACUCCCAGCUCGCUGGCGUUUCUUUGCGUCCGCUAACACAAUACCAACAAACUGAUUGAAAUUUCAACACAUCACACGAGCCGGGCCAGGUUAUUGUUUGAGCUGAUGGGUGCUAUCUGAAUUACAAUAUCCUACUAAUGAAAUGAAAGGAGCUACAUCCCUGGAGUCCUCACUAGACUCUACCUUCCCUCCACUCCGUACUUAUUAAUAGUAAUCCCAUGUCAACCUCAGUACCUUCUACCCAUACUCCUCCCUCCAUAAAACAAAACACCAAGGGUAAACAAGCAGGGAGGGUGCACUAAAGGAAAGUCUAAUUAAAUAUGGAUUAAUAUAAAGGCUGUGAUGUUGGGUAUGAGUCAAAGUAUACCCUCUGGCUCUACCUCACACAUUCAGCUCCCGUUCCUUUCCUUCUGUUCAGCCCGUGUCAGAUAAUGAUCUCUCCCACUGACUCGGGCGGCCCUUUCAUGCUGCACAAAGCUCUGAAAAGGCCUCCCGGACCAGCGAGAGAUAAUGCUUGAUGCUUCUAUAAUGUGCUUAAGCAUGGACAGUGAGACAUUAUGCAGACAGAAAAGGGAACUGUGCUUAAGAUAGACAGAGGCAAAGGCUUUGCACGGCCUUUCCUGACCAUACAGUCUGUCGCUGCUAAAAAGAGCUCAAGGCAACUUGUAAAAGAGUGCAAAUAAAACAAAAAAACAGCCUCAGGACGAGGGACACGACCCACUCGGGACAAAACAGACCGUUUGCACAGAGCUGCGCACACAUUUUAGUGUGUACCCAGAGACAGGUAAUGAUGUUUUAAUUAAACCACACAAGUCCAGGCGUCGCAGUCUCCGAAGAUGAAGUUCUAUUUUGGCCGCAGGCUAUUUAAUAGUUUAACUGCUGUAAUUACUACGAUUGAACCAUGUUGGUAAUUGCAAUCCCAGUCUUUAAAUGUGGCAGAGGUCUGGCGCACCAUGAAAGUAAGGUUCAAGGUUGGCUCCUCCAACUUCCCCUGACAUUUAUCAGCUAGAGAGAGAGAGAGAGCUGGGGCAAUAACAUUCGUGCCCCGGCCAAAUCGCUAACCCCACUGACUGCAUCUGAGCAUCUAAUCAUCCUCGAGUCCGAGCUGCUGGAUAAAUCCUCGCUCUUCCACCAUGACUGAUUAGAGCUCUCCAGUAUAAAAUGGCUGCAGCCCAACACCCAAAGCGGGGGCGGUCCACGGCGACUCUGGACAAGGGCAUUCAGCAGCACAUCUUCAAAGCCUUCCAAGAUCCUGGAUACCGAGAUUAAUCACUAAUCUACAAAGACAUUUCGCGCCGUCAAAUCGACGCAGUAACAGUGGUGAGUAAUUGCUGUAUGAUCCAUUUGAGAUCAGCAUGGCCGAGUCUUAUUACUCAUAAUUAUGGGACUAAUUAGGCAUUUGCAAUUAAAAUCUGAAAAGUGUCCAUUUGAUUUGACCCUUCCACCAAUUUCUCUGCAGUCUUUUUUGACACUCCCUUCCGUGUUAAUGUGAUUGGCCUUUCGGCUUCACUAACUCUUUUUAACAAGAUGUACCAGUGGUGUGGCAGGAUGGUGUGUGUGCGCGCCGGGAGGGGACCUGAUGGGAAGAGAGAGGAGACAGGAAUGGGAGAGGGAGAGACAGCUGAGGUGUAUUAAAGUUGUCAGAGUGUGGACAGCGACCGUGGUCAAUAUUUGAACAAUGAGACAGGGUUUGUUUGAUUGGGGGGAACAACGGGAGACAAGUAAAGCAAAGGCCGUGGGAGGUCCUCAUAAAUAUGGGUGAGUGUGUGGAUAUGUUUAUGUAUGAAUACAUUGGCCUCAUUUCAAUCUGACAAGACUAUCAGUUGAAGAACGGAUAUCUGUGCAUAUUAAGCUGCCGGAGACUGCUGACUGUGAGGAAGUGUUCAUUGUGUGUGGUCGCAGGUGUUUCUGAAACUGGAAACGAGGAAAAAAGAAAAAAAGAAGAGAAAGGGGAGCAGGCGGAAAGAGAGGAAGAUGAGAAAGAGAGUAGGUCAAGAAAAAAAAGAAGUAUUGUGCUUAUGGAAGCACGGCUAACUAGAGAUAAAGGAUACAGGCACAGGAGGAGGCCUUGGGGCAGGAGGCAGGAUUAAUUGCCCCUGGCACACAAGGCCACUGGAUAAAUUGCCCCAGACGGUAGGCCCGGAGGAGGGCUGCAACGUGGCGACAAAGGUGUUACAGUGGAGAGGGGCCGGGGGGAGGCAAGGUUAAUUAAACUCUUCAGUGUGAAACACUCUCAUUCAUUACCUUCAUUAACUUGUUCAUUUAAUCUGCUCCGGUGUUGGCAUUUUAUCACAUACAGCCUCAAUGUAGCGUCAUACAGCUGAUUAGGUUUCAUGCUGAAGCCCUCAGCUGCAGUGGAGGUAACCGAGAAUGAGUAGCGGGUCAGUUCAGGUCUAACAGGCGCCGUUGCACGCGCCAACAAGCGCAAAAUAAAUUGAGUUCACGCUGGACAUGCGCUUUAUUUGAUAUUCCACAGGAGAAUCAGUGGAUUAGUCUCAAAAGUGGAAAAUGAAAAAGAUUUUCACCCCUAGUCUCCAGUGAAUCGUGCCGAGGCCCCGUAAACAUUAAAGAGCCGAGGAGAGCGGCUCGAGCGGGCGCGAGUGCAGAACUGACAAUGUGGACCAAAUUCACACUCAUCCUUAUAACAACCAACACAAGCCAAAACUUGUCAGCAGUGUCUUUUCUUCUGUCUGGAUAUUUUCUUAAAAUAGACACAGCCUUCACUUUUCAUACCUGGCACAGGAAGAAGAAUUCGCUGUUUGAGGGCACCGUGAAAGCGAGCGAGCGAGAGAGGCGGCGGUGCAACAAAAUGGAUUGCAUCACGACAAAACAUCCCAUUUUCAACUCCAUUAGGUCUCCCUUACAGUCGUGACAGUGUUGUGCUUUUUGCCACUUCACAUGAUUAAUCACGUGUGGAGGCUGCAGCAGAAACACGGGCAGCCUGAACUGCAGGCAGCCGUGGCUCCACGCUGGAGAUGUCUGAAAAAUCACAAGAUAGGCUGACAUGCGGAGAACGGGCAGACAAAGAAAAGCGAGUUGGGGGCUGGAAUACUCUGACAACCACUGGUAGCAAUGUUUAAACAAAGCUAGUGUCACGUUAGUGGAGACAUUGUGGGAUUUUUUUUUUUUUCUUUUAGUCAAGCUGUGUAAACGGGACCUCGGCAGGUGUUGGGAAGUAAUACUGCGUGUGGAGAAUUAAUGCUUAAAGUUGUGGCAAAGGUGGAGCUAAAGUUAUCUGGAUCAAACCCGCGUAGCUCUGCUGGGAGCUUGUUCUAGAUGAUCAUGUCUUGAGGUGAAGAUGUAAGAGACAAAAGCCUUCUGUGUGUCCAGCUCUGUUGUAUCGUAUAAACUUUGGUCACCGUAUUUUUUCUUCUCGUGCGGAGCUAAAUGUGCUGAAUCGCCUGAUAAGUCAGUGGCAGCGGUCUGACUAUUACCAGCGAUGCAGGACACACUGGAAAAACUAGGGCCUCAGACGACACCAGAUAACAGCCGACUGUCAGCUUGGUGUGUCACAACCUUAAGUGCUGCAAGUCCAGCUGAAUUGUAGGAAAUCGUGUGGAGUAAAAACAAACAAUGUCUACUCUGUCAGUGUACGCGCAAAGCUUAAUGGUGAAGUGCUCUUUGCUCAGAGUGAAAGUCGAGAGCAGGAAAGUGAGUCCUCCGUGACUGCCGAGGUCAGCCUCUGGUCUGAUGUGGAGCACGGCUCACUGUUCAAGCCUUUAGCAGUCUGGAACGGUUUGCAACCCAACACGUCCUUCCAAACUUCCCAAUCAUGUCCGAAGCAGAAAGUGAUGAGUGCAGAGCGCUGUGGACAGCCUGUCCGCCUGGCUGCCCCUCGCCUUCUUCUCCUAUUCUCGCCGCUCCCCUCGUCCUUUUUCCUUGGCUCACUCUCCCCGUCUUUCUCUGUGAAAGUGAGCCAGUGUGCACAGUGACCUUCAACCACACCCACGGGGAACAAAAAAAGGAAAGGGAAUGAAUGAAGAGGGGUAGUAGCGGGAAAGAGGAGAGAAUGGGAUAAACAUGAAGAGAGGGGUGACAGACGGUGGAAAGAAUAAGAGGCUUGAGGAACACACACACACACCCACGCUGAAGAAAGGAAAAUGGAAAAUCUCUCUACUCUUGAAAGGCAGUGGAGCGCAGAGCUGAAUCUGACAAGAAAGAUGACUCUCCAUCCCCUUUCUCACCAGUCUGAUUAAACCUCUCACUCUAAAAUGAACUGGGUGAACAGAGAGGGAACCACAGAGCUAUUGCAAAAGGUGUAGACUGCCUGCAGAUACACUUGGAGGAGCAGGACCUUGAGGACAAGGUGACACUAUGGAAAAGUCCAUCUGUGGCUGACAAAAAAAACAAACAAAAAUUAAUUAUUUCAACAUGGAAAAUGAGGCAGCCCUGUUUCAAAAACUCCAAAAAAUAUAUUUUUUUCACCAGAUCUGCCUCUGCAAAUUCCCAGUUCUUCUGUUUAAGUAUUCCCUGAGCUGUUCGUAAUGAAUUAAUCUACAACAGAGGAAUGAUGUUCUUGUGUGACUAAGACAGUAAGUAGAGGGAAGGAGGACUAAUUAAAGUUGUAACAUCUGCCUUCUGAGCCUCCAAAUGUGUCUGCAGGCUACAAGCAUCUUUCGCUCCACUUCCUCCGCUCUUACUCCAAGCACAGAGGGGCGAAUUAGGUUUCUGCCUGCUCCCAAACAAUGCAACUAAUCUUCUGCAAGUGACAUCAUCAUUACUACCGCAUCCAAUACUGUAACGGAGCGGUGUGCAAUAUUCACAGCAUCUUCUUGCAGCUGAACUUCCACAGCUGAUGGUGGAGAAAAAGAUGAGGAGGAACUGAGGAGGAGGAGGAGGAGGAGGGUGGGAGGUCUGAGCUGGAGCACGUAACCUGCUUACAAAUUAACACCACAACCGGACAGCGUGAGUGAGUUUCCCCUCGUCCUCCUCUCGCUGUAGCACCGCUACAGCCUCUUUCUUUUUCUUUUUUUUUUCUCUUUGCCGCUCUCAUGAGCCAUCUUCUCGGUCGGAUCGGUCUGCGGUCUCCACUUUGACGAUUCGCCGGCGGUGAGGCUGCUCCCGCUGCCGCUGCUCCACUUCUGACCGACUUCCCGGCUGCUCCGCACACAGCCGGAGCCCCACGGUGCAGCAGCAGCAGCAAGCCCUGCACGGCGCGGCACGGCUCUCUGCCCCCGCUGCUGUGCCAAAAGAUAAGCCGACAACGGCAGACACCGACACUGCGGGGAGGCGACAGAUCCGGAGAUCGAGCCUCUGCAAUAACCACGGAGCCGGCCGACGGACGAAACGGAAAUAUCUGCCAUGCUAGAUGUGCACGGAAGAGGAAAUCUUGAUAAGUAUGAGCUUUUUUUUUUUUUUUUUUUUUUUUUUUUUUUUAUUUUGCUCCAACAAAACAAACUCGGGUCUGCUUGGUGUGGUGGCAGUAGCAAUGACUUUGCCCUCCUCAGAGCCUCGCAUGAGCCUUCUCCCGGAGUCUGAAUGUGAACAAACACCCGGGCGGUGAGAAUAAGACUUUUAUCAGCGGCUCAUCAACGACAAUAAAAGAGACUUUAUUGGUCACCGACAGCGCUUCUACUUGGUGGGGGGAAAAAAACACAGUGCUUGCUGUAAAUCAAGCCGGGAAGAUCGAGCCCAAGUGCAAGACGAAUGGUUCGGGCAUGGUGCCCACGCCCCAGGUGUGCGUAUCAACCCUGGUCACGGUGAGCACAAUGGCAGUGGUGGACCUCUACUUGCUGGAGCAGAGCAUGCUGGGAGCUCGUGGUGUUUCAGGACCUACUGUGUGGCAGUGUGCGGCGGUGUUGCUAAGUGAUGUGGGCUUUCUGCUCGCGCUGCGCUUCGUCUCAGCUGGCGUGGUGUCUGAGGCGCAGUCGCCGCGGCGCGGUUUCGCCAAUGCCCUCUGGUUCCUGUUCCUGUCCCUGCUGCAGCUCAAGCUCUUCUUCGUCUGCCACAACUACAGACAGGAGCGCCGGCCACCGGACCCUCUGGCCAGAAAGACCCUGACGCUGCUGCUGUCCAUCUGCCUGCCCUCCCUGUUCCUCAUCCUGACGGGGGCCGAUCACAUGACCCCGCAGCGCAGGAAGCAGGAGGUGCGAGGUCGGCUCCUGUGGGUGGUGGUUGACCUCCUGGAUGUGUUGGACUUGCAGGCGGGGCUGUGGGAAGCACAAGGAGGGGCCGCAGCAGCCACUGGAGGAGCCGUCGAGCAGAAGCUGCCCAUUUGGGCCGAGGGCCUGGUCUUCUUUUACUGCUACGCUCUCCUGCUGCUGCUGCCAUGCGUGGCCCUUACAGAGCUCGGGGCCACCGGACUGCCGGGACAGAGAGGACCCCGGAAGGAGGCUUUAUACCCUUGGCUCAGCUUGGUCACUAUCAAUAUCUUCACCCUGGCCCUGAGGGGCACGGGCAUGCUGUGGUAUAGGGACCCCCGCGUGUCCACUGUGUUCCUGGGGAAGAACCUGCUGGCUCUGGCUGUGAAGCUGAGCUCAGCCUGGGAGAAACACAAGCAGGAGCGCGGUGCUGCUGGAGCCGGGACCGCGGCUGGAGCCGAAUCAGGAGGUUCGACCUUGCCAAGUCAGAGCUCGGAGCAAGGAGAGGGCCAGGCCCAGGGCAAAGCUCCUCCCACUCAUUACCACUCUCUGACUCGUUCCCAAAGCCACACUCUCUCCCACGUCAGCCUGGAGCCCUCUGCGGCACCCUUAGGGCCCUCUUUCAUCUCCCAUGAACUCUAGAGGAUCACUCUUAACACGCACGCAUGCACAAAUGCAAAUAUGCACGCCCAAACUGAAAACUCGGACCAGCAGACCCAGUAUCACAGCCAAACAGAUAACUUGUACUGAAUUUCAGUGCAGCAGUGAUGGGUAUAAUGCAGAGCGUGGAAAUGCAUUUGGUAUGCUUGUCUUUCUGCACAUUUUGUUGUGCUAAGAAAAACUCAAAAUGCAUCGCUGUGAUUUGUGGGAGUGUAUUUUUACAGUCAACACUGUGAUUCUGUAGAGUGGAAAGAGUAUUCCAGAAAUGUGUGUUGGAGUAGUGUUCAUUGUUGUUUAAUCUGGGCUUAGCGGCCUUUCCUGCCACAUUUUGAUGAAUUCUGUCCUAAGUUUGCUCGUUUGACUUUUUUUUUUUUUUUUUUUUACAUCUUUAACUUAAGUUUUAAUUCAGAUUUCUUGCUAAAUAUCUAAUACUACUUCAUAUACUGUAUGUGUGUGGUGGUGAGGAACACAAAAGAAAAACUGGAUCGACACUCUUUUGGCUGUUAGACUAUUAAAUGCCAAAAUACAGA
Mugil cephalus (flathead mullet) is the source of this 8276-nucleotide messenger RNA. It is a transcript of the gene tmem265, whose product is annotated as transmembrane protein 265. Lineage: Eukaryota; Metazoa; Chordata; Actinopteri; Mugiliformes; Mugilidae. The transcript is spliced from 2 exons. Bases 6664 to 7728 code for a protein of 354 amino acids. The record is from RefSeq and is a predicted model, not a curated record.